This is a messenger RNA of Sabethes cyaneus, 2525 nucleotides long. RefSeq names its product TBC1 domain family member 5 (gene TBC1D5). Gene Ontology annotation, biological process: activation of GTPase activity. The record is from RefSeq and is a predicted model, not a curated record. Gene Ontology annotation, molecular function: GTPase activator activity. NCBI's taxonomy places the organism in Eukaryota, Metazoa, Arthropoda, Insecta, Diptera, Culicidae. Bases 214 to 2274 code for a protein of 686 amino acids. The transcript has 7 exons.
UGUGUAGUAUUAUGUUUUUAAUCUCUUGUACAUAGCAAUGUUCGUAAAUCCGUACAAUGCGUUGAUAACGAUUAUCAAUACAGCAAUACAAGUCAAACUGAAACGAAACUACUAAAGAGUUAUUAUUAUUGUGAUUUGCGACAGUCGUAAGUGUUAUUUACGUUCAGUUUUUUCUGAUAAACUUUACUUGAGAGGCGUACUUCUGAGCAGAUAAUGGUCGAUUUUCCGGGAAAGCGGGAUGGUGCUAAAAAAUCUGGCCGAUCCGGCUGUGGGUUAUCCAGUGUCGAUAGAUACGAGUUAGAAUGGCGCAAUAUUGUUACCAUUGCAAAUGAAGAAAAACUCUACGAUCUUCGCCAUGCAGCAGUUCGGGGCGACCUGCGGGUUUCACCAUUUCGCAGUAUAUGCUGGGCAGUUUUCCUAGGAGUUCUUAAGCCACCAUCGAAAGAGUGGGCCGAUCAGCGUAGGUUGCAUCGAGUCCAGUAUCACGAGUUAAAGAGCAGAUACAUGCUAAAUCCACACCUCAACUCGAAUGGCAGUGAUGACCCGCUAUCACAGUCUAAGCAGAGCCUCUGGAAUCAACACUUCUGCGAUCAAGAGCUGUGUGCCGUGAUCAAACAAGAUGUGGUCCGAACUUUCCCCGGAGUAGAUUUUUUUCGCAAGAACCCAGUGCAGGAGAUGAUGAUAAAUAUUCUUUUCUGCUACGCAAGAAAGUACCCAGAUAUGUGCUAUAGGCAAGGAAUGCAUGAAAUUCUCGCUCCAUUGAUAUUUGUAAUUCACAGUGACCAGCAAGCCUUGGCGCAUAUCCAGGAAUUGGAUCCGUCUGUCGAUCCAAGCCUCGUUACAAUACUGAACCCGGAUCAUUUGGAAGAAGAUUCUUUUGCUAUAUUUUCCAAAAUAAUGGACCGGAUAUCGUCAUUUUAUCGGAUCGCAGAUGUCGUUCCAACAGCAACGGGCUAUUUUCCAGUAGCUGUUGCUCCUACACCUUCCAGCCCAGACGGAGGUGCCAGUUUCCGUCGAAGACCCGAAAUCGAAGUUAUCGAACAGUUAAACUACGUGAAGAAUAAAAUACUCAUUAAAGAAGACCUCCACCUACACAAUCAUCUCCUAAAGCUGGACAUACCGUUAGCAAUCUUCGGCGUUCGUUGGCUCCGAUUGCUGUUCGGAAGAGAGUUUUCGUUGCAGGAUUUGCUACUACUCUGGGAUGCUAUCUUCGGCGAAGGUGACGAGUUAAGCCUUGUAAAUUACAUCGUGGUCGCAAUGUUGAUUCGAAUCCGAGAUAAAUUGAUUUACAGCGAUCACACCACUUGCCUAACAUAUUUGAUGCAAUAUCCAACAAAUGUGGACAUUUCUUUAGUAAUACGGCAUGCUCUGCAUAUGAAAUCUCCCAAGAUUUACGAACGUCCAGCUGGCGCAAUGAUAUACAUAUCAUCUCCAGCUGCAAAGAAACCCGCUCAGCAGCCUGUGAUGCGUUCCAAGAAUAUUGAAAUGGAAUAUAUAAAAUAUUCAACUCUGCCCAAUGUUCACAAACGCCCGCUGAAGCCCGAUCUUUCACUUGAUUGCCGAAAUGAGCGUUCUCGAACCAGCUCUCUACCGCGAAAUUCUGGAUCCCAGCGUAAAACGACUGCCCUAGAGCUUCGAGAAAAGGCAAUAAGCGCCGCAAAACAGGCCGCCGCUGCUUCCAGUCAAAGUGAACAAUUACAUCCUUCCAAUAUUAGUGAUGGUUAUUUCGAAGAUGACCCCGAACUUUUAAAGCUUGAGCUCCAAGAAGCUUACAACAUCAUGUCGGUUAGCCGUGCUAAGCUUUUGCAAUAUCUCAGUGUCCUGCGGCAUCAUGUACGGCCGUCAAAUCCUACGGGAGAACUCCAACAAUCACUGGAAGGAAUCGAGGAAAUCUGCUCUUUACUGAAACCUCGGUAUGACAAUGUAUUCCGUACGCCAGUACCAAUCGACGCCGCAACAGAAGCCAACGAAGACCAGUCUCAACAGAAUCGUGUUACUGCAACGCAACGAACGCAAAUACCACCCACUAGCCUUAAUCUGCAACGUUCCUAUAAUUAUGACCUAGACUGCCGGCGGAACAGUGCAGCUUCAAUAUCGCAGUAUGAAAUUCCCGAAGAUCGUUACAGUGGAAUCGCAACGAAAAAACUUGCAAAUAGAAAAGAAGUCGAAAUGCAUGUUUUUCAACAAAACUUUACUGAUCGAAACCGGCGAAUAGACGAUAAAGAGAUACCAUUAGCGGACCCACUCUAUGCGGUUCGCCAAGACUCGGAUUAAAGAAGUGUUUUGACUGAUUUUGGUCAGACGUGCGGAAAUUUGUGCAUUUUUAAAUUGCAUCACCUAAACUAGUAUUAGUAUUAAUUUUCUACACGAAAUAUGUAGUGAUAAACUGUUUCCUCGAACAAAAACAAUAAUCUAUUCAACUCUGUGUAACGGUCUUACUUUAAAACAUUUCCAGUUUAUACGGUUUAUACGAAUGUUAUGUUGAAAAUUUUCAGUAAAAGCCAGCAAUAUACGUUAUAUACGUU